AUAGUGAAUGCGGGGGUCCAGAGAGAGCGGAUAUAAUGAAUGCGGGGUCCGGAGAGAGAGGAUAUAGUGAAUGCGGGGUCCGGGGAGAGCGGAUAUAGUGAAUGCGGGGUCCGGGGAGAGCGGAUAUAGUGAAUGCGGGGUCCGGGGAGAGCGAAUAUAGUGAAUGCGGGGUCCGGGGAGAGCGGAUACAGGGAAUGCGGGGUCCGGAGAGAAGCGGAUAUAGUGAAUGCGGGGUCCGGGGAGAGCGGAUAUAGUGAAUGCGGGGUCCGGGGAGAGCGGAUAUAGUGAAUGCGGGGUCCGGGGAGAGCGGAUAUAGUGAAUGCGGGGUCCGGG
Staurois parvus is the source of this 333-nucleotide messenger RNA. The record is from the annotation of a GenBank genome assembly. NCBI's taxonomy places the organism in Eukaryota, Metazoa, Chordata, Amphibia, Anura, Ranidae.